This is a messenger RNA of Panicum hallii, 2355 nucleotides long. RefSeq names its product ankyrin repeat-containing protein At5g02620-like. Gene Ontology annotation, cellular component: plasma membrane. Bases 53 to 2179 code for a protein of 708 amino acids. The transcript has 4 exons. Lineage: Eukaryota; Viridiplantae; Streptophyta; Magnoliopsida; Poales; Poaceae. The record is from RefSeq and is a predicted model, not a curated record. Gene Ontology annotation, molecular function: protein phosphatase 1 binding; protein phosphatase regulator activity.
CAUUGAGCAUCCAACUAUAAUUAGGAAGUUCAAGGCAGAGUUGCAACAACUUAUGGCACUGCCGCCUCCUUGCUUGGCCACAGCGGCAAAAGCUCCAGAAGUGGCUGCCAAAAUGAUGGUGGCCACCGAUCGUGGGGAUUGCCAGCGCCUGAAAGAACUGGUGAACAAGGAGGAUGCUACUACAAUGGUGGUGGUAAUGUCUAGGAAAGAAGCACCGGCCAAGAAGCAUACACCAGCGAGCAUGCAUCCGCUGCUAGCAGAGGCAGCAUGCACAGGCAACUGGGAAGAAAUUAUCUUUCUUCUCGAGGGGGGAGACCUGCAAGAAGGGCAUUCAAGUAAGAUGUCACUUCUGAAGGGUGUUAACGUGGAGGGAGACACCGCACUACAUUUGGUUGCAGCCAAUGGGGAGGGCAACAACUCCGUGGAGUGUGCCGACCUCAUCCACGGCAAGGAUAAAGGCUUGCUGUCCAGGCAAAACUACAAGGGUGACACGCCACUGCACUGCGCUGCAAGGGCAGGGAAGUCCCAAAUGUUCUCUCAUCUUAUUGUUCUAGCAACUGGCGACAAUAUAGUUAAAGACCUCGUAAGACAAGAGAACAAUAGUAAUGAGACCGUCUUGCAUGUGGCUAUCCGUAAUGGGGCUCAUGAAUUGGUCGAGGAUUUAUUGAAAGUCGAUCCAAACUUGGCUUGUUUUCCCCAACAACGCACUUCGCCACUGUAUCUAGCAAUCCUACUGGAACACGAGACCAUUGCGCAGACGCUGUAUGAGAAAAGUGAAAAUAAUGUUCUCUCCUAUUCCGGCCCAAAUGGACAAAAUGCAUUGCAUGCUGCGGUUCUGCGAGGCCCAGAGGUUACAAGAAAGUUAUUGAAAUGGAACAAGAAUAUGGACCUUACAACAGGAAGGGAUGCAAAUGGUAGUACGCCACUUCACUUUGCAGCAGGCCUGCCAGGGGCAGGAAAAGAAGGAAGCGCGUGUGCACAAGUGUUUGACGCCACCACAUCUGUACUCUACCAACCGGACAACGAUGGAUUAUCGCCCAUACACGUGGCGGCCGCUGCGAGAGCGGCUGAAGAUCCCAUUGCCAAGUUCGUGAGCAAAUGUCCCAGUAGCGCCGGUUUGCGUGACGCUAAGGGGAGGACGUUCCUUCAUGUUGCUGUCGAGAAGAAGAAUGAGAGGGUGGUCAGAUAUGCCUGCAAUAUGGAUCGAUCUCUAGCAUGGGUUCUGAAUAUGCAAGACAACCAAGGGAACACUGCACUGCACCUGGCUGUAAAAGAUGGAAGCCAUGCUAUAUUCCGUCUUCUGUUUGGAAAUAGGCAAGUCAACUUGAAUUUAACAAAUGAGGACGGGCAAACUCCUCUAGACAUAGCGCUGUAUAAUAUCCGCCCUUCUUUCUAUGAGAGCAUUACGGCGAACCCUGAAGUCUGGAUAGGUGCGGCUCUCGAAUUUGCCGGGGCUAGAGGAGGUGCAUCUCGCAAGGACCAUUUUCGUGAAAACUAUGAAGAUCGUCAUGGAGUAAAGACGAACUACGCAGAAAAAGAGCUGGAGAUGCUGAAGGAUUCGACACAGUUCCAAUCCAUUGGACCGGUUCUAGUAGCCACCGUGACGUUCGGUGCGAUGUUUGCCCUGCCUGGUGGUUACAGAGCUGAUGAUAGCGAUUACGGAGGUACACCUACACUCGCUGGGACGUUGGCCUUCCAUGCAUUCAUGGUAACCAACACAUUGGCUUUCAUCUGUUCCACGAUUGCUACACUUGCUUCCAUGUAUGCGGGGUCUGCAAUGCUACACUUGGAGAGACGCAUGGCCCACUUUUACUGCAGCAUAGAAUUUAUGCAUACUUCCAUCAUGGCCUUGGCGGCUGCCUUUGCACUCGGUGUGUACACGGUGCUAUCUCCUGUCGCUCAAAAGACUGCCAUUGUGAUCUGUGUCAUGAGUCCUCUUGUGGUGCUAUACAGCUUGAAGGACUUUUGGCUGAAUUGGGCCCGUUUUGCAAUGCCAUUGUAUGUUAGGAAAGGGGCAAUCUGGACAUUGCGGAAGUAUACGGAGGUAGUCCUGGUAAACAUGCUAUCGGGAAACAUGCUCUGUGUAUCUUGGCUCAUAAUGAUGGUUGCUUUGCCCUCCUAUUACCAUCCCAUUUCAAAGGCGGUAUCACCAGCACAAGCUCCAGCCACGUUUGCUUGAAGACAGCUGAUGAAUAUCAUCAUCAUGUGGCGUGUCUCCACUCUUCAUAAUUAUUUUCUAUUUUGAAAAUCCCCUCAGUGUACUCUUCAUAAGACUUUCAGCUCAAUACUGUGAUUUAAAGCUGUGAACGAAGACUGUAUUUGCCAGCAUAAUAUAAUGCUAUUAUUGAACCUAAA